AAAAAAUAUAUUUUUUUUUAUUCCACAAUUUGAAAAUCAAGUAUUUCCCUCUUCUCUCCCAAAGUUUCAAAAUUUUCAAACAGCCAGCCCGUCACCAUGACCGUUAUGUACACUGACCCGAGCGACAACGCUUCUUCUCUUCACGACCCUCUCCUUCCAUGGCUACUGUCGAUCAAAAAGGCACUUGAUAGUAGCAUCUCCAGUUUGGAACUAAACAAGAUUUUAUUAGACUGUAUUGGGACUUUCAAGCACAAUCCACAGUAUAAAAAUGACCCCAGAUUUCUCAAGAUUUGGCUUCUCUAUUUGGAAGGUAGUGAUGACUUUGAAAAUGUUUUCAAAGAAAUGGAAGAGAAUAAUAUAUGCAGAGGCAAUUCUUUGCUCUAUGAACUGUACGCGGGGUUUCUUGAAGCAAAAGAGAAUUGGAAGGAAGCAUAUAUGGUUUAUCAAACUGGCAUUUUAAGGAAAGCAGAACCUCUUGAGAGGUUGGAACGUGCAAAAGUCUUAUUUCUUGACAGAUUGUCUUACAGGAUAAAUGCGUCUUCACUUCAAAAGACUGAUUACAAUGAAUCCAUGGAAAUGGAAAAAGUUUGUGUUAAUCCAUGGUCAGCCUCCACCACAAAAGAGUUGUUGGAGAGGAUAAAUCCUCAAAUGAUGAAAUAUGCUGGAUACCAUCCAAGUAAAAAAGCAUACUCUGGAGACGUGGCUUUAUCUACUCUACAGAAUUCAUCAAGGAAUAAGAUUGUUAAAAUAGGUGGAAAGAAGUACGAGAUCAAAGGUUGUCCUGUUAAAGGCGGGUUUGCUCAAGUAUAUAAAGCAUAUGUCAACAGUAAUCCAGAUGAAGUUGUUGCAUUGAAGAUACAAAGGCCUCCUUUUCCUUGGGAGUUCCAUAUGUACCGUCAACUUGAUCAACGGAUCCCAGACAAUCAAAGUUCAAGCUUCGGAUAUGCUCAUAGAUUGCAUCUGUUCUCUGAUUAUAGUAUACUUGUCUGUGACUAUCUAUCUCAUGGGACGCUUCAGGAUGUCAUAAAUUCUUAUGUGGUCACUGGCAAGCCCAUGGAAGAAGUGUUGUGUAUCUAUUACACCAUAGAAAUGCUACACAUGCUGGAAACCCUGCAUGGAGUUGGCAUAAUUCACGGGGACUUCAAGCCUGAUAAUCUGCUUAUUCGCUAUUCCAGGAGCAAUCUUACAGAAGAUGGGUUUAAAGAACGAAGUGGCCCUUGGAGAGAUCAGGGUCUUUGCCUUGUUGACUGGGGGAGGGGGAUAGACCUGCAUCUCUUUCCUGAUGAUAUAGAAUUUGAGGGAGAUUGUCGGACUUCUGGAUUUCGUUGUGUUGAAAUGCAAGAGAGGAAGCCCUGGACAUUUCAGGUUGACACAUAUGGCCUCUGUGUUGUAAUUCAUAUGAUGCUGCACCAUUCUUACAUGGAGAUUGUAAAGAAAGGGACAUCUGAUGGAGGCUACAUGUAUCUGCCGAAGGCUCCUUUUAAAAGAUACUGGAGUGAUUUAUGGAAGGAUCUCUUCACAAAGCUGCUAAACAAUAAUAGCGGCAAUGACUGUGAGUUGUUGAGGAACUUGAGAAAGAGCUUUGAGGAUUACUUGCACUCUGAUGAUAAACUCCUAAGGAAACUGAAGGAGUUGCUGGCUAAGCAAAGACUCCUUUUGUGUUCUGCUUAGUGCAUUUUUUUAAUCAUUCCUCCAGAUACUUUUCUUACGAUUGUCUUGCAAAUUGUUAAAUUUAUAUGCAGAACAGCCAGACGCAUGCUAGAAGUCAGUCAAAUGUACAGAAUCUUGGUGCUGGAGCAUUCUUUGCAGACAUCAACUUGCUAUGUUAAAAAGAUAGUGUUUUUUCUUACUUUCUCUCACUGAUGAUUAGGUAAAGGAAUGUAUUCGCAUGUGCAAUGAAUUUCACAAGCUUGUACUCACAAUUCAUGACUGAAUGUAAAUGCUGUUUUCUCUACAGCAAAAUUUGUGAAGAUAUCUUUUAAAUUCUUACAUUCUUA
Populus trichocarpa (black cottonwood) is the source of this 1997-nucleotide messenger RNA. RefSeq names its product mitotic checkpoint serine/threonine-protein kinase BUB1. Gene Ontology annotation, biological process: meiotic sister chromatid cohesion, centromeric; mitotic spindle assembly checkpoint signaling; protein phosphorylation. NCBI's taxonomy places the organism in Eukaryota, Viridiplantae, Streptophyta, Magnoliopsida, Malpighiales, Salicaceae. The coding region runs from base 97 to 1671 and encodes 524 amino acids. The record is from RefSeq and is a predicted model, not a curated record. Gene Ontology annotation, molecular function: ATP binding; protein kinase activity. The transcript is spliced from 15 exons.